CCUUCCGUGUGUCUCCUCCUCUUUCCGUUCCAAUUCCUGAUUCUCACGAGGACGGACAGACCAUCGAGCCUUGCGCGGGUGGAGGAGACGCAGGCCGAUCCCAGCGGCGGCACCACAUAGUGCACCCACGCGGCGCGCGCCCUGUCGCCGAUCGCCGACGGCCGACACGCCGGCGCCGGGGGUUUCGUCUAGCGCGCCGCUGGUAUCCCGCUCGCUGCCCCGCGCUCGGCGCUCCGGUGCAUUGUUCUGCCGCCGGCUCAACCGACGCUUCCUCGGCUGCUCAAUCUCGCAAAUUCGCUUGGUUUCCUUUCUUAGUGUUUUGGUUUGGUUUCUAGGAUGUGAGAACAGCCUAUGUGUUGAUAAUAAAAGUGAGAAUGCUUGGUGGUCUGGAGUUGUGGUGCUUUAUGUAAUGCACCUGAUCACAUAUUUCACCAAUAUCAUUGGUGUGGUGACCAUUGCUCUCAUCUCCGUAGUCUCCAUCUUGGGCCUAAUUUGCCUCUGCCGCUCAGUGUACUUCCAACUGUGGAUCAAAAGAAGAGGCUACCAGCGCCUUAGCUACUUCAACGGGCCAUGGCUGACUCGGAUAACAUUGAUGCUGGUUGCAUUCUGGUGGGGUAUUGGCGAGGUAGUCAGGCUCACCUUUGUGAAUGGGGAGGGAAGGCUAAUCUCUAACCGGACAUGGCAAGUGAACGUGUGCAAAUUCUACAUCAUCUCAAAUCUGGGGUUUGCAGAACCAGGAUUGUUCCUCUUGCUCUCUUUCCUUCUUAGUGCAGCUUUGCAGAAGCAAGAACUUGGUACCUUGAAUAGGAAAUGGAACCGGAAGACUAUACGUGCAGUAUUCAUUCUCUGCUCGCCUUGUUUGAUCUGGGAAGCUUGUGUUGUUUUCGUUGGUGGUCGUGUUUCCUCAGAUGACGGUCAGCGAUCAAAGGUUUCAAAGUACUGGUUUUCUGCUUCUGCAAGCCACAACGGCAACAUUACAUGCACGUAUCCACUGUUGAGCAGCGUAUUUAUUGGGGCGUUUUACAUCAUUUUGACUGUCUAUGUCAUGUUUGUCGGACGUCAAAUGCUGUCUUUGGUGAUCAACAAGGGACUCCGGCGAAGGAUAUAUAUGCUCAUUUUUGCCACCGGAAUAUUACUUCCCCGAGCAACACUUCUUGGGUUAUCGGUUCUUCCUUGGCCUGGUGAAGUUAUCCAUGAGGCUCUUGUGUUUGUUUCCUUCCUUGUGCUGAUGCUUGCUGCCAUGGUCGGUAUCGUUAUUCUGGUUUAUUUUCCAGUCGCUGAUACCUUUGCCAUAGGUGACCAGGAGCAUAUAGAGAUGCAAGCAAGUCGUGAAAUGAUCCUGUGAUAGCCUUUUGAUUUGAUGUUCCGCUUUUUGUUCAAGGACUAACUGAGGGGGAUCUCGUGCUACUUACCCUGGCUCUAGCCAUAUUUAGUCUUGCAAACUCCGGCUGUCACUGUAUCUCCAAAGUUUUGUGAAGAUAGAACAGGUUAAAGUAGGGAUAACAUUCUCGUGUUUACUUUUCCCCCCUUCAUCUUAACUCAUGUAGUCAUGUGGCAUGAGAAGUCCUGUAAAAUAGUUCCUUAGACAGUGAAAACUUUACUUUGUACAUUGAGGUAAAGCUUCAAAUAUCAGCCUUUUGGAUGAGCUAUAAGCGAUGCCUAUACCAUUCAGCA
Sorghum bicolor (sorghum) is the source of this 1674-nucleotide messenger RNA. RefSeq lists its product as uncharacterized. Bases 410 to 1345 code for a protein of 311 amino acids. The record is from RefSeq and is a predicted model, not a curated record. The transcript is spliced from 2 exons. Lineage: Eukaryota; Viridiplantae; Streptophyta; Magnoliopsida; Poales; Poaceae.